AUGCACACUUCAAUCUAAAAUCAUAUAAUUUGCUUGCAGCCUCUCCAUUAAGGCAAAUUUACAAAAGAAUUUGUGGUCGACAAGUGGGAUCACUCUAGAAAGUAAUUGGUAUAAACAAAAAUUCAAAUUACAAUUUAAAACCAAGAGUUUAUGAUUUAUUCACAAGAUGGAGUCAUUUUGAGAAUGUAAAUUCAAGUAUAUAUAAAAAGCGAAAAAGUUUAUGAUUUCGAAAAGAAUCCAGAAAUACUAAAUAAUAUGGAAUAGAUCAAGAAUCUAACUUGGUAAGGUUUAUAUGGAUUGAACGAUAAGAAGUAUGGCAAAUGGAUUGCUUUUUGGAAUGUACUUGAAUUAAUGGAUGUUGGUGGAUACUAUAAGGAUGGAUUGAAGCAAGGAUUGUGGAGAGAUAUAACUAAAAACUAUUAAUCGUAAACUAUUAGAAUUUAUAUAAAAAUAGUCAUAUUCAAAUUUUUGAAAUAGGUGAAUACUAAAAAGAUUUGAGGGUAGGUGUAUGGAAAUAUACUGAUGACAAUAAUAAUUGGAUGUAAAAUUUUAGUGACUAUCUAGUGGUGGUGGAAUAUACGAUUAUGAAGGGUACAAGAAAGGAAAAUGGAUUGUUUUGGAUGAACAAUUUUCAAAGUAAUCUGAAGUCAUUUAUAAUGGUGAAUAUAAUAUCAAGGGUUAGAAAGUCGGAAGAUGGGAUAUCUUAUUAAAUGGAAAAUAAAUGUAAAUCAUUAUAAAUAUCAAUAUCUCAGUGGAGGUGGAUAAUACCAUUUUUCUUCAAGUAAUAAGAUUGGAAAGUGGAUAGAGUUAGAUCAAGGGUUUUACAUUUCUAAAUAAAUCACAUAUAGUGGCAAAUACAACGAACAUGGUAUGAAGACAGGUAGGUGGGAUAUAUUUUACAAUGAUUAUCUGGAUAAUAAUUAAUUGAAAAAUUUUAAAAUGUAAAGAAUAUAUUUCUAGAAUUUAGAGGUGGAGGAGAAUAUUAAUCUGGAAAAAAAAUUGGGAGGUGGAUUGAAGUGGAUGAAUAAUUUUGUAAGUAUAAAUAAGUUGUUUAUAUUGGUGAUUAUGAUAUGAUGGGGAUGAAAAUAGGUAAGUGGUGUAUAAAUUAUAAGGAUGGAGAUGAUAAAGAGAAAUAUAAAUAUAUGUAAAAUAAAAUAUUUCUAAAAAUUUCAGUGGUGGGGGAUCUUAUGAUAAUUAGACAGGAAAUAAGACCGGGAUUUGGAUAGAAUUGGACGAAUAAUUUUAUAAAUAUAGAUUAGUUACUUAUACAGGCAGUUAUGAUCAGAACAAUAUAAAGGUAGAUAGAUGGGAUAUUUAUUACAAUAAUUUUCAGGCAAAUAAUUAAUGGAAAAAAAAACUAAUGUAAAUACUAUUUUUAUAGAAUUUAGUGGCGGUGGGAAAUACAAAAGUUCUUCUGGGAAAAAAAUAGGGCUUUGGUUAGAAUUAGAUGAAAGGUUCAAGAUAAGUUUAUAAAUAUUUUAACAUGGUGAAUAUAAUAAAUAUGGUAUGAAGAUAGGAAGAUGGGAUAUAUUUUGUAAUAAUUAUCAUGUUAACGAUUGUUGUAAAAAUAUCUAAAUGUAACUAUUAUAAUAGUAGAAUUAGUGGAGGUGGAUAUUAUGAUUAUUGUUUAGGCAAUAAGAUUGGGAGAUGGAUAGAAUUGGAUGAAAGGUUUAGUAGAAUUAAAAAAAUCACCUACAACGGUGAAUAUGAUAUGAAGGGUAUUAAAAUAGGUAGAUGGGAUAUAUUUAACAAUGGUUUUUAGGCUAAUUAUUAAUUGAACGAGAAAUAUAUGUAAAAAUUAUUAAUCUAAUAAUUUUAGAGGCGGUGGAUCAUAUGAUAGUUCUUUAGGAGUUAAGUUUGGAAGAUGGAUAGAGUUGGAUGAUUAGUUUGUAGACUAUUAGCAAUAUACUUAUGAAGGGGAAUAUAAUUCCAAAGGAAAGAAAAUUAAUCUGUGGGUGAAAAUGGAUAUUAAGCAGAAUAAGUAACUUAAAGAAUUGAGAUAUGAUAAUUGA
This is a messenger RNA of Paramecium sonneborni, 2012 nucleotides long. The record is from the annotation of a GenBank genome assembly. Lineage: Eukaryota; Ciliophora; Oligohymenophorea; Peniculida; Parameciidae.